AGGGAGGACAGACACUGAAGUGGAAAUGAGCGCGCUGGACGUGAAGAAGCUGAAAGUGGCCGAGUUACGGACCGAGCUGCAGCAGCGCGGCCUGGACACUCGAGGGCUGAAGGCCGACCUGGUGGAGCGGCUGCUGGCCGCCAUCGAGGCCGAGACGGCGGGGGCGGCGCCAGGAGAGGCCGGGGAUGUCGGGCCUACGGAGGUGGACGCCGGGGAGCCCCAGGAGGCCCCAGGAGGGGAGACCGAGGCGGUUGAAUUGACGGCGGGGGACCAGCAGAGUAUCGCUGGGGUGGAGGAGGAGGAGGAGGAGGAAGAAGAGGAGGAAGUCGCCCAGGCGACGGAGGCAGAGUCGGCGAGGCCGGAGCCUCUGGAGGCCCUCGGCCCGAGCGAUGCCGGGCCCCAGCCGCCCGAGCAGGCACCCAGAGAGGCAGAGACGCCCGUCGAAGCUGCUCCCCCGACGGUGGACGUACAGCCGGACCCGAAGCCGCUCUCCGAAGCAGAAGAGGCUGUCAGCCCGGCCCAGGCGUCGCCUGCCCCUUCCCCGCAGAGGCCCGCGGCCCAGGAGCCCCAGGUCAUGCUCUCCCGGGGGUCACUCUACCUCGGGGGCUCUCCUGGGGGCGUGUGUGUGUUGUGUAACGGCAGCCCCCCCUGUCUCUCUCCCCCAGACAACAGCGACCUGCACUUCGAGGUGGGGAAGGGCGCGCUGGGCGGGCAGCCCCUCUUCUCCGAGCGGUUCCCCUUCCUGUGGUCGGGCUGCAGGGUCACCCACGGCGUCGCGCAGGGGCAGGUCGGGUUCGAGGCCAAGUUCGUCAGGAAGCUGUCGGACAAGGAGCUGCAGCCCGACGACCCGGAGGUGCCGGUGCUGAGAGUCGGCUGGUCGGUGGACGGGUCCAGCUUCCAGCUGGGAGAGGACGACCUGUCCUACGGGUAUGACGGACGGGGCAAGAAGGUGACGGGGGGCCAGGUGGGGUUUGUGGUGGAAGGGGUGGGGUUUGUGCCCGGGGGGGCUGGGCGUGUGCAGGCAGAGGCGGUGGGGUUUCUGUGGUGCGGGGGCCUGGUGUUGCUGCGGGAGCCAUCUCUCUGUGCCCGUCCUCUGCAGGCGAACGUGUACUCCUCGGCCCAGCGCCGCAAGCUGCUGCGCUUCAAGGGCUUCCAGCGCAAGGCGGUGGUCGUCUUCCCCACGGACGAGGAGUGGAAGCGCAGGCUGGGGCUCCUGCAGCAGGAGGAGGGGGAGGAGGUGCCGGAGAUCUCGCUGCUCAAAGUCAAGGUGAGCUUCACUCUCCCGCAGUGCAGCGAGGUCCUGGACGAGGUGCUGUUCUCCGAGCUGACCAAGGAGGAGACGGAGAAGCUGCUGCUGGGCUACAAGGAGGAGGCCCGCCGCCUGCUGCCCGCGCCCCCCAAGCGCAAGAAGAACCGCAACCGGCGCAAGCCGCCCCCCCAGCCUGGCCGGCCCCCCCGGCCGGGAGACCGGGACCGCGGAUACGGGGGGGGCAGAGGGGGCUAUAUCCAGAGGCCGUACGGACAGCCCCAGCCCUACUGGGGCCCCCAGCGCGGGGAGUACCGGCCCUUCUUCAGCCAGUACUGCACCGAGUACGACACCUUCUACAACCGCGGCUACAACCCCCAGCGCUACCGUGACUACUACCGCCAGUACACCGGCGAGUGGGACCGGUAUUACCAGGACCAGGAUCGCUAUGGCUACAGCGGGGGCCACAGGAACUACAACUACGGCGGCGGCGGCAACUAUCGGGGUUACCGGUAAACCCGCCUCCCCCACCGCCCCUCCCUGAAAUCGACACGGCAGCUACACCCCCUCUCCCUGCCUGCCUGCCUCUCCCCUCCGGCGUCGCAGGUCCCCCCAGGGGAGCGGGGCGCGCUGUCGCCAGGACGGGCCGGGGGGAGGCCGGCCCGGGGCAGCGCCGAGGAGGCAACUCGACUCUUUUUCUAAAUCGUUUUUAAUCGUUGAUCCUCUUUCUUAAUCCGCCGCCACAGGAAAAAAAAAAAAACUACAGACUUUUCGGUUGUAUUUGUAAAUCGAAA
Molecule: messenger RNA, 2040 nt
Organism: Lepisosteus oculatus (spotted gar)
Lineage: Eukaryota; Metazoa; Chordata; Actinopteri; Semionotiformes; Lepisosteidae
Source: RefSeq, a predicted model, not a curated record